AUGGUGUGCAACAAUGACACAGAUUACCAGUGUAUUUGUCGACAAGGUGCUCCAGAUGAUGUAACUGAACCAGAUAUCAUCCAAUGUGAACAAUUUAUUCAGUCACUCGAACUACCAGUAGUUGACAUGCGAAUGCGACACGUUAAUCUUGAAGCACAUCUUCACACCAACGAAAGAUACGAAACGUAUUUUAAACGUCGAAUAGCGAAUAUAGUCUCGUCAUACUGUGAACAUCAAGCAAACGAAUGUCUUGGCACCACAUUACGUCUCACACAGUCAGAGGACGACGGCGACGACAAAUCCGUCUUAUAUGCAACUGAAGAUGAAUCUGAACCGCUUCUCACUCAGAACAACAUCGUUCUACUACGAGUCGAACGAGAACCAGCAAACGUGACUCGUGUCCUUUUCGCCAUAACUAAGUCGGAAAACGUCGGGUCACUCAACGAACAAAUGAUUAUAGAUCCUGUUAAGGUGAAGUACAUUCUUGGAAGUCAGGCUGGUCCAUUAGCACGAAUUCUCGGGGGUAUUAAACUCGAUAGCGUUCGAGUGUCAAGAAUACAACGUCAUCUGGAAUUGUCAGAUGCCGACAACACUAAGCUGAUUACAAUUAUAUCUGUAGUUGGCGCAUUCUUUGUCAUCUGCUACAUCAUAGGAGCAAUACGAUUGUAUAGAGAUGCCCGCCAGCGAAAACGAGAACGAAAAGCUAAUGAAAACAUAAACGGACUCACUACUGCUACCUCUAGUUCCGUACCCAAUUACGGUUCCUGUCAACGAAAACCAUCAAGAAACGGUGCGGUUCUGAAGAUGAUGAAUCCUCUAAAAGAAGCAACGCCUACAAAACACGAGGAAAUCGACGACUGCAUCGAUAAUUGUCAACCCGAAGAGCCACGUGUGCUCACAGAGCGUCAAGCUCGUUUAAUGUUCAUGUGCGACCCUUCACAGCUACCUCGAGAACCUACGUUCGAUUUUCAACUGGGCUUGGAUAAUAGUGAGCCACCUCAGUCCACUAAAUCCAACUCGUCUCGAGAAGACGCCAUAAAUGAGGAAGAACCGCCUUCACAAAAAAGUGAUGCGGCAACAUUAAAUGAAAUAACUCCACCAGUAACUCUGCUGAAUCGCUCAACUUCCAGUGAUCCUGAUGUCCCUGCUCUAGUACUUGUCCCGUCUAUGUCACUGGACUCACCCAUAACAUCUGAUAUUUCUCCGAAUGUUUUCGCAGCUCAGUCGGUGUACAUUAGAAACGAGCCGGAAAGCCCACCAGAUCGACCAAAGUCACGACGUGGAAGUCGUAUUGGUGACGAGAUUCUCGAUUUACGAGAGAUCACGGCUCCAAUGGAAAACGAAGACAAUCAUAGUAUGGAAUUAUCUAUGAGAGAAUUCGACGAAAACGCAGAAAAAAAUCGAACAGAAAGCGAAAUGAGUCGAUGGUCAAGCGGUGAAGGCGAGCUGGACGUUUACUACAAGUUGAGCGACGAAGAUGACAUGAUACGCGGUGACGAUUGGACAACAAAACCAGUUGUAGCUCCUAAUAAUUAUGCACUUGGAAAUGAUGAUUAUGAAAGUGAUUCAGAGGGAGAUGAUGAACACUUUCGAUAUGGAAGUGACAUGGACAGUUACGUUUACGAAAGAUUACGUGAAGAACUAACACCAGUUCCUCCACCAGAUAGCUAG
Angiostrongylus costaricensis is the source of this 1671-nucleotide messenger RNA. Lineage: Eukaryota; Metazoa; Nematoda; Chromadorea; Rhabditida; Metastrongylidae. The record is from the annotation of a GenBank genome assembly.